UUGCCAGGAGAACUUGAUGCUGCUAUGCUCCUGAAGAUAUUAAGAGCUUGUUGGAGACCUUUGCACAUCCUCGCAGAGAAACCUUCACUGGACCUAUGUCGUCACCUGGUCAUGCUCAGAGAUCCACAUAUAAGUGGGAAAAUUGCCUUUAAAGAAAUUCCGGGUUUACUGUACACACUUCAGUUCUGGAGGGCUGUCUUCUUAAAGUUUGAACAGCACCAUCAAGGACGAACUAGUAGUUUUCACCUCAGACCACUGCUGUGGGAAGCUGGUGUCACUGUGAGCAAUAAAGUUCUGGAGAGUCUGAUCAUCAGAUUCGUUAAGAAGAGUAUAGUGACGUUAGAAGACUUCCUUCUGACACUAGUCAAGCUAUAUCUUGCUCACGAAAGGUAUAAAACAAUCGAAAGGAAGAUGAGAGAAAACUCCCUGUCGUUAGAAGAGAUGAUCCUGAUGACUGUCUACUCAUGAAUAUUAAUAUUCACUUUGAAAAUAAAUAAGAUAACGUUUACUGAGAGGUCACAUGCUUAAAAAUUUCAAGUUAUUUCACGUGUCAAAACCAUUUAAUUUCUAAUGGGAAAACGCUAUUACUUUAAACUGGAAGCAAGAUAUGAAGGAAAACAAUUUUCCGCAGAGCAAUCUGUGGUUUUUAGAACUAUCAGUUUGUCUAUUCAAAAAUUAAGCAUUCCAUCCUAUUCUUCCAUUCUCAAGUGAAAAACAGUUACAAGUCCUAUCCAGUAGAUAAACACUUCAUGUAAAGCUACUUGUAACCUAUUAAGUAACCAAUAGAUGUCGCUUGGUACGUAAACUAAAGUGAUAAUGUGUCCUAAUUUGCUCAGUUGCUGGUACCGCACUGUCCAUAAAAAUUGAUUUUGUAUGUCGAUUUAUAUAUUAAGUACUUGUAGCUCCGCUACUUCUAUGUUAGUUAGUUUUAAAAAAUCAGAGAAAACUACAGCAUAAAUCUUGAUAUUCAAGUUUUUGUGUGUUUUAGUAUUUACGAAAUAAGAAUACAAUUUCUCAAACGUAAAAACUAGUUUGUUCACACCAAACUUUAGUAACCUAUUAAUUAGUUAUGUUCUGAUUUGUUAACGCAACUGUUUAUAUUAUGCAAUUUUAUUUAUUGUUUUAAAGCAUUAGUGAAAUCCAUUGACAGAAUUCCAUCUAACGAAUUUCUUGAAUCUUAAAAUGAAAUAUUACACUUUCAUCUUUAGUAGAAAUGAAAUUUAACUUAUUUUUACUUUGAGUAAGAUUCAAGCUCUUCUUGUCUGACAACAUUAUGUAAAUGUGAUACGUAAUGCUUUUUAACUCAUACAGUUAUUAAGAAUAUAAAAUUAUACUUUGUUUCCAUGUAAAUAAAUAAAAAACUUCCUUGAUGUUAGUAUUUUUCUAAAUCAAAGUCUGUGAGCGAUACAGAGACAUCUGGUAACUUUAAGAUCAUUUUCUUGAAAUCCAAUUAAGUUCAAAAAUGGAUAGAGGAUAAUUAAGAUAGCUAUUUGAAUUGUGUACUAAAAGAUUUAAAAUAGGCUUAACUUAUUAUCUAAAGUCUAGUCUUGAUUCAGACUGCAAGUCGUAUCUAGUGUAAAUCCGAACCGUUAGAACGACACAAAGGGAAAUAACAUGAAACCAACAAUAAAUUUUAUAUAUUGUUCUUGAAUAAAUAAAGGAUUUUCUUUGUUGUAGCUUUCCCUAUCGUGGCAAAUGUUGUUAUUCAUAAGGUCCAUUAUAAUUUAAUUAUA
Limulus polyphemus (Atlantic horseshoe crab) is the source of this 1733-nucleotide messenger RNA. Its product is annotated as calpain-A-like. The transcript has 7 exons. Lineage: Eukaryota; Metazoa; Arthropoda; Merostomata; Xiphosura; Limulidae. The annotation marks the transcript as partial. The record is from RefSeq and is a predicted model, not a curated record.